AUGCCCUGCAUAAAUGAAGGAGAACCAAUAACACCACGAAUCAAAUUUAAAACAAUUGAAAAAUUUAGAGAUCAAAAAUAUAUUUCAGAACAAGCUUAUUUAGUACCUGAAAACAAUGGAUGUGCUGUUUAUUUAAGUUAUGAAUUAAAUAGAACACUGGAAAAUGUUUUUAACAAAUAUUCAACCAGUGGGUAUAUGGGGGUUAAUGGAUUUAUUAAAAUGUGUUAUGACUACAACUUACUGCCUAAAUAUAAAAACAAAGAUACAUUAUAUUACAUAUUUAAAUCAUCAAAAUCUUCAAGCUCAAGAAAUAUAGAAUAUAAGCAUUUUUUUCAAAUACUCCAAAGGUUGAGCGCGUAUUUAUUUCGCAAAUUAAUUAUGACAGAACAGGAAAAGCUCAAUGUUCUAAUUAAACAUUUAACUUCUUUAAAAAAUAUAAGAGAGAAUGUUAAUCAUCAAAAGUACAAUGUGGGAGUGCAAGUGUCAGUGAAAAAAGAGAGUAGAGGUAACAACACAGUUUGUGAUAUGGUAGAUGAAUGUUGCGGUACUGUUAUAGAAACAAAAAGUGUAGGAACUCUUUCCCACCUUACAGGAAUAAAAGAUGAUAUAAGUAUUGGGAUGGAUAAGAAAAAUAAUAAGCUAGAUAUAAACAAGGAUAAUAUUAACUCGUUUACAUUACAAUCAGAAAAAUCAGAAAAAUUAGAAAUAAAAGAAAGAAUUAAUGAAAUAGAAAAAAAAUACUCUGAUACAGAAGACAUUAAUAAAAAAUUAAAGGAGGAAAUAUAUAAUGCCUUAAAAAUUAUAGAAGAAAAAAAUGUAGAAAUUGAAGAUAUUAACAAAAAUAAAUCAGUACAAUUAGAAAUUGAAAAAGAAAAAGUGAGUGAGUUAAAAAAUGAAAUACAAAAAUUACAAAAUGAAAAGCAUGAUUUUAAUUUGAAGGUGACAGAAAGAAAUUCCCUUUUGGAGAGUAAAAAGAGCAAGCACUUAACUAAGGGAUUACUUAUUUUGCCGGGUGAAGAAGAGGCAGAGUUAAUGAAAGUUUUUUCCAUAUACAGCAAAUAUUGCGGAGAAAUUGUAGAGUACGUAAUGAGCAAAACACUGUGUGCUAAUUUUUUAGCUACAUAUUAUUUACUAAAAAAGGAUGAAAAAAAUAGAACCAAUGGGAACAUAGAUAUAAGGACUUCGGAAAAAUUAUUUAAUGAAGUACUGUACAAAAAGGCAAUCCUAGAGAAGACUGAUGAAAGCGGCGACGUUCUGACAUACUUUUACUUUAAGCUCUUUCUAAGUGCAGUAGGAAAUUAUUUGUACCCUGAGCUCACCGAAAGAGAAAGCUUUUUAGAAAUUGUUCUGAACUAUGUAUUGUUUCUGAAAAAGAAUGAAGAUUUCAUAAGGUGGAAGGAAGAAAAUACAAAAGUGAAGACCAAUAAUAAUAAAAUGAUUGUAGCAUGUUCAAAUGAGUUAACAAUGUUUGAGGAUGACAUUGUAGGAGGAUAUACAAGCAGUGAGAAAAGUGUUACUUGUAACAGUGUAAAUAAAAAAGGGAAAAUUAAGCUUGAUAUGAUUACUACUGAAAAGCGGAGAAGUGGUAUUAGCAAAAGUGGUUAUAGCAAUAGUGAUAACAACAAUGAAAACUUAAUUGUAGAAAAAUUACAAAUUGGCAGUUUCAUCACAGAUCAAUCAUUUGAAUUUAUUGAGUCAAGUGAAACCAAAAAAAAAAGUAAAAAAUUAAAGGAAAAGAAAACAAAAAAUAAAAUGGAAAAAAUUAACUAUAAUAAUAAUAAUAAUGGAAAUAAUAGUAAAUACAAUUAUGAUAUCAACUGUUUGAAAAAGGAAGGAGAACACAAAGGAAUAGGUGGUUAUGCUUCAUUUAACGAAAAUUAUAAAUCUAUCGAAUCUUAUCGCUCUAAUGAUUUUCAUUUUUCUUCAAGGAAUGAAUACAGAAUAAAACCAUUAAAAUUGAAUCACAAUUUUUUGACCACUCCUAAAAAAGUUCAUAGAAAUUCUACAACUGCUAAUACAAAAAAAAAUAAAAUUUUUCAAAAUUUUUUUCCUCUGUAUGAUAUUGAAGGAGAGUUAUGGCAAAUGAAAUCCGAGAAAACAAAAAAGUUUGUACCCCAUUUUGGAAAUGAGUAA
This is a messenger RNA of Plasmodium malariae, 2133 nucleotides long. RefSeq names its product conserved Plasmodium protein, unknown function. Lineage: Eukaryota; Apicomplexa; Aconoidasida; Haemosporida; Plasmodiidae. Bases 1 to 2133 code for a protein of 710 amino acids. The transcript is spliced from 9 exons. The record is from RefSeq and is a predicted model, not a curated record.